CAAAAAUGAUAAAAAUAGGCAUAUCGUCGGUAAUAAAAAUGAAUUUUAAGAAUUCAUAAAUAAAAAAACAGCUAUAUACAUCAGGGAUCUGUGCGAUCUCGGAUUGUUCGAAUAAGGGUUUUGAUCCGGGUUUUUGUCGUUAAAUCUGUAACAAAUCCUCACAGUUUUCUAGUUUUUGGUCUUAUAUCAGCUGCAGCGCCUGAGAAUUGCAUUUUAUCCGUCUGGUAGAGUGAAAAUUGGCGGUCGAAUCACGGUUUUUGGCUCAGAUUUGGCUAGUUUGCUCCUGAUUGGGAUCUCAUUUGGUUCUAUUCGGCAUUGCGGAGAUUUUUGGUGGAAAAUUAGAGGGUUUGGGAGAUUUGAGAUUUGAGGUGUUUGAGUUGGAUCUGGUUAGAAUGACGGCUGAGUUGCAAGAUUGCAAUGGAGCCGUCGGAGGUCUUAGGGUGGAGCAUGAGGAAGUUGAGGUGCAGACGAAUCCUAAGACAAUUCUGAUCGAUGAAAAUUUGAAGCUGGAGGGAGAGGACCAGGUGUGUAAUGGCGUCGUCAGGGAAAAUUUGAAACCGGAUGAAGAUAUAGAGGAUUUUUCUGGCGACGGGAGUGAGAAUUCAAAGGUGAAUGAAGAUAGUGAAAAUUUGAAGUUAAAUGAAGAUAAAGUGCUUUGUAAUGGUGAUGCCAGUGAAAGUUUGAAGAUGAAGGAGGAUGACAAGAUUUGUAAUGGUGAUCAGAUUGAAAAUUUGAAUCCGAGUGAUGAAUACGAGGGUAGUGAUGGAGAUGGGAUUGAAAGUUGGACAUUGAUUAAAGGUGAGGCAGUUUGUAAUGGUGAUGAGAUUGAAAAUUUGAAGGCGAGUGAAGAUGAGACUGCCUGUAACGGUAAUGAGGGUGACAAUUUGGAGCCGAAUGAAGAUAAGACCGUUUGUAAUGGUGAUCUGUGUGAGAGUUUGGAGUUAGUUUCAAAGUGUGCUGGGAGUGAAAUUUGUACAAAGGGAAUCGAUAAUGACGACAAUUUGUCGAUGGAUAAUUGUAAACAACACGAACCGGAAUUUGUUAGCGUUCAAGCUAAAUCUAGUGAUCAGCCACCUGAUAUGAAGUCAGAAGACCCCGUUUCGUCCAUGCCUGGAACUGUAGAUGAAGUGCAGGAUCUGCAGUGUUUGGUAAGUGAGAACGAGGUUGAAUCCCAUUUGAUAGAAAAGGGGGACGAUGUUCUUCAUUCAGAACCUUUGGUUGAGGAUUGUCUCAAUCAUGAAGUGCGUGAUCUGGUAAAUGAAGAAGAGGAAGAGCCUGAAUUGCAAUGUUUGGAAAAUGAUAAGAUUGAUGUCGAAACCGAAAACUCAAAGAAUGAAGAGACAGAGCAUACUUUUGAAAUUAGGGUUGGUAGGGAUCAUGAGGUUGGACAGCCUGAUUUGAUUGUUCAGGAUGAGGAAAAGCCUGAGCAGGAAUUCGAAGAUGAAGAAAACCAAGAAAAAAAGUUUGACUUUCAGAUUGAUCAGGUCCAUGAGCUGGAAUCACGGGGGGUUUUAACUGAAGAAUUCAAGUCAGAGCCAUUGCCUGUGGUUGACAUGAAUUGUGAGCCAGUUGCAUUAGAAACACAGAAUGUGAUCAGUGAAGAGACCAAGCCUGAAUCACACAUGGCAAAUGAUGAGUUUGAAUCAGGUGGUGAAUUGCAGGAAAACAGACAUGACACAUCCAAUAAUGUUGAAAAUGGUACAUUUAGGAUAAAUAUGGCCGAGUUUCCGGCUUUGAAGUCUUCUGUAGACAAAUCAAUUGAGCUUGCAUCACAUGUUGUUGUCAAUGAGGAGAAUACAUCUUACCUGCAGUGUUGGCCAAAUGGGAGCAAUAUUGUUGAAUCUCAUAUAGAUGCUAGUGAUGACAAGGUGAUUGAAUCAGAGUUAUUUGUUAGUGGGAGCACUAAUCUUAUCAGUGAAGACAUGCAUGGGGAAAACAAUGACGAGUUACAUCAUUCAAAAGAUGAAAUUUGUGAUGUAGAAUCUGGUAGCUGCAAUGAGAGUAACCCUGGUGGUGUUUCUGACACAUUGCUUGAAACAUGUGAAAUUAGCAAUGGUACAGAGCAGUCUGAGAUUCAAGAGGACAAAACAGAUAUUGCUGAUUGUGUAUCAGCAGUUGGUCCAGACUCAUCAAAUGUAACGUCGAUUUCAGGGAAUGUGCAAAAACGUGAAGCAGAAGUUCCUAAGAAGACAUUCUAUUGCCUGGCUAAAAUACCCAGGCAUGUUGAUAAUAAAAUCAAGGUGCAAAUUCGACUUGCUCAGUUGCAGUUGGAUGAGAAAACACAAAGCAGGGAUUUCAUUAAAGCAGCCAUACAAAUGAAACGGGCUAGCCGAGAACAAAUGUUGAACAGGUUGAAAGCUGCAAGGCAGGAAGAGAGGACAAUCCGUGAAGCAAUCAGGUCCAAACGACAGGAUAUGGAUCCUUUGCAGAUAGCCUUGAAUAAAAUAAGGAAUGCAAGCUCAGCAGAGGAGUAUGAUGACAAGAUAUACCAGAUGCAAUAUCGGAUUGAGCAUGAGAGUAUGCCAUUACGGGAAGAAAAGCAAUUGUUGCGUGAUAUCAAACAGAUGAAGAUUUCUCGGGAUGAAUUAUUUGCAAAUACAGGGUCUCAUUCUGAACUCGAAGAGGCAUUUGAUAAUAUAGAUACAAUUCAAGAGCGCAUUCAGUUUCUGGGUCAGCAGUUGGAAUCCCUGAAAAGGCAGGCCUCUCAAGCAGAAAAGAAUACCCUUGUCAUUCAGAAAGAUUUUGAAGCAUUGAAUGAUGAUUUAAGACAGUUGCAAGUUCAGUGGAGUGCUGCAGAUGGUGUUCGACAAGAUGCCUAUGAAAAUUUAAGAGUUUUAAAGAAACAGGAAUAUGAGAGGAAUAAUGAGUUCUACCAGAAUAAAAGUGAUAUCCAGGAAGCCAAACAGUAUGCCCUUGCAGGAGAAAGGGAUGCAUUGGAUAAACUCUGUAGCAAUCAGGUCAACUGGAUAAUUGAGAUGUGGGUUAAGAAUGCAGACUUCCGUAGAGAAUAUAUGAAGGAUAAUGAAAGGAGUACACUGAGGCGCUUGGAAACUCUUGAUGGACGAUCACUUGGUCCAGAUGAGGAGCCUCCUCUACCAACUAACUAUGGUGAUGAGCUUGAUUCUUCUGCACUGCCUCAGGCGAAGCUUCCUUCUUCUGUUACAAAACCUGAGAAAGAGGAUAAGUCAACAACCACAUUGCAGCAACCUACUGUAGUAGAACCAAAAUCAAAAGUGCAGCAACCACUACCCAAGGAAGUUGUCAUGCCACUCAAAAAUUCUGAUGUGAAGUCAAAAAAGUCUAAGAAAGGGUCAUUAGAGUCAAUUCCUCAAAUUGAAUCUUUUGAAGUGAUUCCUGAGCCUGUCAAAAAGGAGGAAGAAGAUUUGGUAAAAAAGGAGGAAGAAGCUGCUAAAAUGAAAGAGUUGCGCAAACUAGAGGAGAUGAGAAAGGCCAAAGAAGCCGAAGAGCGGAAACGAAGACUUGCAGAGAGAGCAAAUGCAAAGGCAUUGGCAAGAGCUCAAAAAGAGGCAGAGCGUAAAGAGAAAGAGAGACAAAAGAAGGCCAACAAAAAAGCAGCUGCUGUUGCAGCGACUGUUUCUAAUAUGACUGAAAAUGACAUAACAUCAUCAGAGACUAAGAAUGAUGCCUCACAUGACCUCCAAUCUUCUCCCAUAGUUGAGUCAAAAGAUUUAACAUCUACAACUCAGAAGAAUGCUCCAUCACAGCGGAAGAAAUCAGUGUCUCAAAAAGCUAAGUCUAAGUCUAUUUUCCCUGCAGCAGCUAAAAGAAACAGAAAAGGCAUUCAAACAUGGAUGUUGAUCCUUUUUGCUGUAGUUUUUUGCAUGUUUCUUUUGAUAUUAUGGUUUUAUAUCUAGAUCACGAUUUUGUGGCUCAGGAUAGAUCACAGAUUCUUUUCGUAGGUCAGAAGUCUAGCUCAUUUUGUUAAUGCUUUAAAUUUCAUUUUGGGGUAAUAAUAUUUAUGGUCAUUAAAUGUCAAAUUGGGGUUCUGUUGACCUCCAAUCAAUAUAAAUAAUACACUCACCACAAAUUUGUGGAGGAAGCUCAAGAUGGUGUGCUUCUUGCAACAUUUAGUUUGUUCUCACAUCUCAGGACAGUUUAUUAGAAGCUGUAUUUGUAUUUUUCUAUUAUUUUUCAAGAAGAAAUCUUUGGUGUGAAUGCCAUAUUAUUUUUUAA
This is a messenger RNA of Cryptomeria japonica (Japanese cedar), 4194 nucleotides long. RefSeq lists its product as uncharacterized. Bases 393 to 3875 code for a protein of 1160 amino acids. NCBI's taxonomy places the organism in Eukaryota, Viridiplantae, Streptophyta, Pinopsida, Cupressales, Cupressaceae. The transcript has 8 exons. The record is from RefSeq and is a predicted model, not a curated record.